AUGAGGGCUUUCGUUGUGCUUUGUGCUGUGGCUUUGGCCGGUGCCGUGCCCGUCGCGAAGGAGGAUGGGAUGAACAGGUUCAUCUCGGCCAUCAGGGAUUGCGUUGAAACGGAUACGUUGUUGUGCCUUAAGGAAAAAGCAAUGAAGUUCACGGACAAUCUGGCCGUCUCCAAGGAUUUGACCGUAGUUGAUGGCAUCAGCUUUUCCAAAACCGGAAGCCCACGCUCCGCCAGGAGUUACGAGGCAUUAGCUGACGACCCGAAGAUCAGGGAGCAGCAAGUCGAAGAGAGAAUCAUGGACAAUGUCGUGGACUUCCUCGAUAGUCACGUUCUGCAGCUGAGAAUGCCGAAAUACUUCGAAGAGGACAAUUCUGUCGAAGAAGAGGGCCGUGGCAAGAAGAAGAAGAAGCUGAAGAAACUCCUCCCCAUCUUGGCUCUUCUCAAGCUCAAGUUUGCUGCCCUGAUCCCCUUGUUCCUGGCCAUCAUUGCCUUCGCAGUAUUUAAGGCAUACAUCCUAGGAAAGAUUGCUUUCAUCGCCGCCGCUUUCAGUGCUCUGAAGAAGCUCUUAGAUUCCAAAAACUCCAAAUCCAACAGUGGUUGGUCUGAGCCGUCCCACAAUGAGCAAUCCGGCUGGGAGAGCAAUAACGGAUGGGGCAGGUCCCAGGACUCACAGGACCUGGCUUACUCGGCUCACGUUAAAGAAGAUUAGCUCAUAAACGAUUUUUGAAUGCUCAAUUGUUAUUGUGAGUGGCGAGUUCUGAGCAAAUCUUAUUCAUUUAAUGCGAAUUAAUUUA
Messenger RNA from Bombyx mandarina (wild silkworm), 793 nucleotides. RefSeq lists its product as uncharacterized. Gene Ontology annotation, cellular component: membrane. The record is from RefSeq and is a predicted model, not a curated record. NCBI's taxonomy places the organism in Eukaryota, Metazoa, Arthropoda, Insecta, Lepidoptera, Bombycidae.